AAAUUGAAAUGAAGUCACUUCAUUUGGUUUUUGAUGCCAUCAUCUAUGAUCGAAGCCCUGAUUUUGGCUUUCCUCCCUCUCUCUCUCUCUCUCUCUCUCACUCUCUCUCACACGCCCACACAAACGAAUUUCUUUUCAACCUUUUUAGGCAAAAACUCACAGACUGAAUAUAGUGUUGAAGAGUCUGCCUUCAUCUAUAAAAGGAAGGCAAAUCGGUAGUAGAAAUGGCCAGAGAGAAGAUCAAGAUCAAGAAGAUUGACAACGUGACGGCCAGGCAAGUGACUUUCUCUAAGAGAAGGAGAGGGCUUUUCAAGAAAGCACAAGAGCUUUCAGUUAUGUGUGAUGCUGAGGUUGCUCUCAUCAUUUUCUCGGCUACUGGCAAGCUGUUUGAGUUUGCUAGCUCCAGCAUGAGGGAUAUAUUGGGAAGGUAUAAUCUGCAAUCCAACAAUCUCAGCAAAUUGGAUCAACCAACUCUUCAACUGCAGCUGGAAAACAGUAAUCACGUAGGAUUGAGCAAAGAAAUUGCUGAUAAGAGCCUUCAACUAAGGCAGAUGAGAGGAGAAGAUCUUCAAGGAUUGAACAUAGAUCAAUUGCAGCAACUAGAGAAAAUGCUUGAAUCAGGACUUACACGCAUUCUCGAGACUAAGGGUGAACGUAUUAUGAAUGAGAUCUCUUCACUUGAAAAAAGGGGAGCACAGUUGCUGGAAGAAAAUAAGCAACUUAAAAUGAAACUGGUGUCAUUGUGUAAGGGAAAAAGACCUGUCUUAGCAUAUUCAGAUGUUGGAGUUCAGGAAGAAGGCAUGUCAUCAGAGUCUGUCACUAAUGUUUGUAGCUUCAGCAGCGGCCCUCCAGUGGAAGAUGAUAGCUCAGAUACUUCUCUCAAAUUAGGGCUUCCCUUCUCUUAGCUGGAACACAUGAGAGGAGAUGAAGUAAAUUCUUGCAAGAAAUAAAGCUGAACACUUGCAAGAUAUGUUCCUGUCAUAUGUGUUAGGUGAAAUGCAAAUUGAAACAUAUAAUAUAAUAUUGGAAGUUGGUGAUUUAUCUUGAAUUGCUUUAAACCUUGUUGUGGGUAGCACUGUUAUUACCCUUUUAAUUUGGAUGUUUUUUUCCAACUUAUUCUGAAGAAAACAAGUUUUUAACUUGUGUGCUGCUAGGACACUAGGGUUCUACGGUUCUGUUUAUUAAUUGAUAAUAACUAGUAAUCUAUGUAUCUACCUUCCUUUCGUUUCUGGAUAAUAUG
Durio zibethinus is the source of this 1240-nucleotide messenger RNA. Its product is annotated as MADS-box protein SVP-like. Gene Ontology annotation, molecular function: RNA polymerase II transcription regulatory region sequence-specific DNA binding; protein dimerization activity; DNA-binding transcription factor activity. The record is from RefSeq and is a predicted model, not a curated record. Gene Ontology annotation, biological process: positive regulation of transcription by RNA polymerase II. NCBI's taxonomy places the organism in Eukaryota, Viridiplantae, Streptophyta, Magnoliopsida, Malvales, Malvaceae. Gene Ontology annotation, cellular component: nucleus.